UCAUGUGACUGCAAGUUGCACGUGACAGUUGUUGGGUAUUGUUAUUAUAAAUUUGUAUUUGAUCAAAUUAAUGCACAAACACCCCAAAUGUUUUUCUUGGAUAUUUCAAGAAUGUGGCUAAAGGAAUUCAUGAUGUGUUACAACCUUGUACCUUUUGUUAUGGGUUUGCGUUAAGUCAAGCAUUUCUGUUUAUUCCUUAAUUUGUUUUUUAAAUUUCUAAAGGAUGGCUUUAUUGGCCCGUCUCUUUUCUCCAAGGAAAACCUACAACAAGGAAAAGCAUUCUGACCCUCCAAAACAGGAAUCCAGACCUUUUGGAUUCUCCGUGGACACAAACAACGUCAGAGUGUUAUUAUUCCGAGAAUGUGAUUGGAGAGGAAGGAAACUUCUGUUUGAUUCAACUUCUGUGGAAAAAAUUGCUCUUGAUCCCAAAGUACCUCUUGCUCGGCCGAGAAGUAACUCAAGCGACAUGGUGGUGGAAGUCUCUAAUGGUUAUGGUUACAAGUACAAGAAGCCCCCUACUGACACUAACACACUUGGUGAGAUGAUUUUUGGAUCCAUUGCAAUGGUAACUCGAGGGUCUUCAAUCAAAAUCCACGCAAUGAAAGAUCCUUCAAGACUCAUGUUCAGUAAAAUAAUUCAGGCUCCAAGAUCGGGUGUAAGAAAGAGGCAAGUAAGCGAUGACAAAACUCUUGACGAUUCUCAAAGCAGCUCUGUAAAUUCUAUGGGAGAGUUUAACAGUGGAUCAUUUGGUUCAAAAUCAGUAGGUUCGGUGGAUGACAGCGGGUUUAUGUCCCUGCCGCUGAGUGACGACUGGCCCAAACAUCUCAGCCCGUCUCAACAUUGCGGAUGUAGUAGCUGUCCGCUCCAUCCGUCAACGAUGUCUCUUGGAAACGAUAGCAGUAGUUCGCUGCAGUCAGGUGGCAGUCUAUCUAGUCUUCGGCGUCGCUGGGUUCGCAGUGUUGCCACAUCGCUAAAUCUAGAUGAUCCUGCACAACCAGUGUUGCCAAGUGGGAAGCGUACAAAACUGGGUAUCUCCCUGAUCAUCCCAUUGUCUCAGUCAAAUAUACCAGAGAUGGAACAGUUCUUGCUGGACCGAUUACCGCUAGUCAACAACAUUUUGACGAGACUGCAGCACAGCACGGAGAGGGCGUACUGUCGCAGGGAUGUGUUUGUACAGAGCAUGCAUCAGGCCACGCAGCAUGCCAUACAGAGCGUCAGUUCACUGGUGGGAGGUCCGCGACUGGAUCGUCCGUUGUGGUUGACAAUGACUGAUGAUCGGACAGACUCACGUUGCAAGGCUGACUUGGAGCAACGACUGGUGUCUGACCUCAAACAUCUGUUGGCAGAACUGGACACCAAGCAUACCAACUUUUUCAUCAGCACUCUGUUGACUGCCGUGCUGACUCAUCAUCUAGGCUGGGUGCCGACUGCAAUGCCUGAUAUUCCGCUCAACACAGAACCUUCGCUGACUGAGCUGUCUAAGAACCACCCCUACAAUCAGCUGUGGGCUCAGUUGAGUGAUCUGCAGGGUGCGUUGGGUUACCCUCCCAAGAUAGCCAAGACUGUGGUUCUGGGCAAGUCAGAGGUGCUGAUACAGCAGCUACUCUCGGUACUGAGCUACUUCAUACGCUGCGGACACGUCAAGGCAAUGGACCAGCAGCGAGAAGUACCUCCUGGGGAAGAAAACCACCUCGAGGAUCUGCUAGAAAGUAGUCUUGAGAACUGUUCGUUCGACAAAGACGCGAUUAGAGAGUUCAGUAAAGCCGGGUCACUAGACGAUACAGAGUCAUCGUCGUCAACAUUGACAAAGUGUAAAACCAUGUUGAGCAUGAAGACGUUCUCUGUAGUCGACGCUGAUGCAGACAACGCAAACAGCAUUGAGAGUGGCUUUGAAUCUUGCAACGAGUUUUCUGGCGAAAGCUACGAGGACGGAAAUAAAAUUAUAAAGUCAAUGAACUCUUUAGGGUCAAAGUUUGGCAAAACUAAAAGUACAGCUAAUUUGAUGGAGACGUCCUUUUCUCAAAAUACAAUAGCAGAUGGAAAGAAGUUGCACAACGGGGUGAAAAUGAGCUUGGAUUCGACAGAGUCUUCUUUUAUAAAAUGUAUUGAAACCAAUCACAGUGUGUUUGUGAAAGUUGAAUCGGAAAAACAAUUUACAUCACCUCUCGUGCUAGAUGCUAUGAAUAAAACCAAUUCCAAACUCUCGCUCAAACGAGAUAAUGAGAAAAGUAAUUCUUUCAUAAAAGAAAAUUUGAUUCAGGCUGAUCUUAGAGAGUCUGAAGAUAAAGCAAGCAAGGUCGUUUUCGUCUUGGGAGAGAACGAGGAACUGGUUAAUAUCAAAGGGCAGGAUGAAGCUAACGUGCCAGAGUUCUUCACAUCACCGUCAACAACAUCCAACAGCCUACAUCCGACUCCUCCGAUUAUAUUGGUCAACGAUGCUGAUGCGGAAACUCUAAAUAUUGGAGAGAAAAAUGAGUUUGUCAGUGGAGAAGUUAGCAGUAGAGUGGUGGUAAGUCACUCAACCUCUAUACAGUUAGAAGAUGUCUGUGAGUCAAAGACGUUAAGGCCGUUACAACGACCUCGCUGUCUAAGUGCUCCUGAGGAAGUUGCUAUAGAAAAGAACUGGACAAAGAGAAGAAGAAGAAGUAAAGGGAUGAUUCAGAUUAUUAGGAAGUGGUUCAGUGACAGUGCUAUUGAGAGGAUGUCUAGUAAACCAAUGUGUGCUUUAGUUCCUAGUGUAAAUACUGAUAGUAAAUUAAAAGUAAAUGUUUAUUCAGACGCAGAAGUGUUUAGGACUAGUAACAGAUCUUUGAAAGAUUCUGUUGUAGACACAAAAGCGAGUGUUGAAAACUUGAUUGAUAGUAGUUAUGAAAUCCCCCAAGUGAUUGUGGAGAGCUCCACAGUUUCUUCAGCUGAGGAGUAUCUCGAACUACCAUUUUCAAGCUCUGUGGUAGACGAGGGAAGGCUGGUGAGUGUAGCGAGCUCCAUGUUUGGCAGCAUCAGUGAGCAGUACAGCCCUGAGUUGGUGCUGCAGGGACUGCCAAGAGUGUCUCCUGGCUGGCUGACAGACCUCAGACAUUCACUGGCUCUGGAGGCUCACAGCAUGGAGGACGGGGACAGAGAAGAAGUCGUCUGUAUCGUGGCCAAUGUAGACACUUGUGAAGUGUUGCUGGUAUCUAGUCAUUCGGUGAGGUCAGAACCAGGUGUGAGGGUGGGGAUGUCACAGUUAGUAGCCAACAUGUUGGAGACUACACAGCAUCUUUGUGCACUAUCUAUACCUGCGCCAGUGUGUCUAUCUCACCUGGAGACCAAACUACAAGAGUUAUGUGUUAGAAGUCAAGCGUUAGCUGAACUGCUGCUCUCUGCUGAGUUUCUAGACAUGGCGUCUCUCACUGCCACACUCGACCUGGACGCCAACGAUGUUCCUCUUCUGCUCUCCGUCGCGUCGGCUCACACGCCGAGUGUUACACAGAAAUAUGGUCUUUCCUACCAGUAAUGUUAACUUAACCUUAACAGUAAUUUGAUCUGUUUUUCUUUUUUAUUUCUAAAUGAAAGUAACUUUUUUUAGUUACUUUUCUCAAAUUUAUUAACUUGUUUAUGUUUAUUAGUUGUUAUGGGAACAUAGAGUCAGCUUCAUGACUUCAAAAUAGUUGGACGUAUUUCCUAACCUUGUGGUAUUCAAGAGAGCUGGUUUAAUUUAUUUCUUGAAAUAUUGCAGUUUGACACUGUACAAAAAAAUACUGGUGGAUUUUGAUAGCUGUUUUCCAGCCUUUGGUCUAGAGGUUUUAGGUAACGCAAUUGAGUUCCAACUCAUAGUAAAAUAACUGGUUUUAUGUUUACUUUGAAAUGUUUAUAAUUUUCUUACAAAUUUUCAUAGGAUAAGUAAUGGAAAAAAAGAUCACGAGGUGGCCGUCUGAUGAUACAGGUUUUAUUUGUUGUUCUUAAUUACUGGAGUGGCGUCAUAUGCAGAAGCUAAUUUUAUUUGUUGUUUAGUUAAACACAUAAUUAUAGUACAAGGUGUUUAAAGUUUGAAAAUGCUAUUUAAAGUACUAAAUUAUGAGAUUGCAUGAUGAGAAAAUGCUAUUCACAUUUAUUUAUGUUAGUAAAGUCUGUCACACUAUUCUCAAAUUGAUCAUGUUAGUGAAUGAUAAAGUACAGAAAUUAUUUUGCUGUUAAAUUUCUAAAUGUUUAACAAUUUUGCUGUGCAAUCAGACAGUUGAAUAUUUGCUUUGUCUCUAUAGAAUGUUGAUUUAAAACAUUUAAAAUAUGAAUUUCUUUCUCAGCAUCAUAUUUUAUCACUUUUCAUUGGAAAGUAGACCUAUUUAUUAUUUAAU
Macrosteles quadrilineatus (aster leafhopper) is the source of this 4334-nucleotide messenger RNA. RefSeq names its product folliculin-interacting protein 2. The record is from RefSeq and is a predicted model, not a curated record. Gene Ontology annotation, cellular component: cytoplasm. Gene Ontology annotation, molecular function: protein-folding chaperone binding; ATPase inhibitor activity. The transcript is spliced from 14 exons. Lineage: Eukaryota; Metazoa; Arthropoda; Insecta; Hemiptera; Cicadellidae. The coding region runs from base 224 to 3496 and encodes 1090 amino acids.